This is a messenger RNA of Rhodofomes roseus, 2071 nucleotides long. RefSeq lists its product as uncharacterized. Lineage: Eukaryota; Fungi; Basidiomycota; Agaricomycetes; Polyporales; Fomitopsidaceae. The record is from RefSeq and is a predicted model, not a curated record. The transcript is spliced from 4 exons. The coding region runs from base 341 to 1981 and encodes 546 amino acids.
GGGCCGCUGCCCGCAGCAAGACUCGACUAGUAUCCACUGUACCACCAUUCAAUCAGCACUACAUAUCUCAGCUUGACUCUGGAAAGUCUCAAAGCAUACCUCUGCAGAAGAAGUUUGCGCAUGGUCGCGUGCUAGAAGCCUCAGCGUCAUUGUGACAAGUCACCAUUGAGAACUAAUAACUUACGGGUCCUGCCACAUACUCUGUAGGCUAGGGUUGUGUGGCCUCGUUGUCACUGACGACCACGUCUGUCCUGCCUCUCAGGCCCUCAACAACAGCGGCUUGCUGUGGUCGUCCUCCACCCUCCGAAGGCUGCCACUGAAUAUUUAGGUGACCACGAGCAUGCAGAUAUCUCACGUUUCCGCCGCCCAACGUCUUCUGGGCGUUCCGGAGAUCCUCACCCAAGUGGCGGAAGAAGUGGAGGACAAGUACACAGCAGCGUCUCUAGCCCGGACAUGCCGCGACUUCUGCUCGCCCGCCCUCGACGUCCUGUGGAGAUCUCAGUUGGGACUUGUGAAUAUCAUUAAAUGCAUGCCUGCGGACCUCUGGGAGAUCCAGGGAAGUUUCACUAACCAUACGCGCCUGACCCUAACAAUCAGGAGAGCGAUGCGUCCCGGCGAUUGGGACCGAUUCAACGUGUACGCUCCCCGCAUUCGUGAGCUGUGUCUCCACUUCGAUGGCUUCUGGACCACACUAUACACGGACGAUGUUUGGUCUGCGCUCGACAUGUACGCCCCUUCGCGGCCGCUCUUUCCCAAUCUUCGCAAGUGGGAGUAUUACGACAUCCCUCAACGGAACGCCCCGAACCAGCAGCUUUUCAUCAGCGCUACCUUACUCGAGCUGACCCUUCGGUGGCGCUCAUUCGAUGAGCCUGUGGCCCUCCUCUUGGCGUGCCUUCCUCAAUGCUGCCCCCGUCUUCGGACUCUCUUGAUUAGGAUCGAAAGCGGCUAUGUGAAGCCCCCCCAAUGGCCUCCACGUGGAAUAUUCGACUCGUUGAAGGAACUGCGCACUGUGACUAUGGCGGGCGAUUUGGACAGCGACCUCUUGGAAAACGUACUCGUGGAACUACGAUCGCUGCCUCAUCUCAAAGCCCUGACCAUUGAGAACAUCUCUGAAAAUAUAUGGAUGUCAGCAAUUCCUCCAGUUCAGGUUCCCCCGUCUUUCGGGGCUUUGACAGCGCUUCACUUGUCAUGCAAUGAAGGCCACAGCUGUGCUCAAAUGCUAGAGACAUCGUACUUCCCUGCACUCGAGGAGCUCGAUAUCUACGUGAUUAUAUUGGGGCCUUUGAAGGACAUCUUCAGGAUCGUCCAGAAUCACUGCUCACCUACAACUCUCCGCAUCCUGCGCGUCAUAGGGUCCGAUGAGGGCGACAGUGAAUUUGUCGGUCCUGAUGUCGGGUUGCUUGCUGAUGCGGACGACUUCUGCCCGCUAUACGGGUUCCACAACCUAGAAGAGGUCUGGGUGCAGUCGCUGCACGACAUCUCGCUCAUGGACGACGACCUCCACGACAUGGCGCUCGCAUGGCCGAACCUUCGCACCCUGUGGCUCAUCCCACCGGAGUGGUUACUACUUUUGUCUUUCACACCAGAUACCUUCUCGCCCGCGGGUACGCUCAUGGGCCUCCUCCCCUUCGCGCAGCACUGCCCGCAGCUAACAAGCCUCGCGCUCGCGCUCGACACGUCGCACACCGACGCGGAUCGCCUCCUCGACGCGUCUCCAAGCAUACUGCAGUGCGAGUCCGCCGUCACGCACCUCCUCAUAGGCGAAUGCGAGGGGCAGACGGGAGACGUGCAGCAGAUUGCGAUGUCGCUCGCGCUUAUGUUUCCACAGCUCGAGGUGGUGGUGGGCGACUACCCGAGGUUGGAUACCGAUCCUGAAAGUGUCUGGAUGGAGGUCGACCGCAUCUAUCCACAAUGUCUCCGCGAAGUCCUUGCGAAGAAGCGUCAACACCGAAAAGCAAUGAGUGCUGCGGCAGGCGGAUGAAGUGUGUUCACAUUGCCGUUUGUAGACUUUUGCGAGACGUCGAUUCUUGCAUACUCACUAUCGACUCCAGUACACUACUAUGGACCGUUC